GAAAAUUCUCAAAGGAGAGAAGUGGGCGUAGCUGGUCAGCACUGACCUCCGAUGUUUCUCGGCAGGAACCAAUACCAUCACAUCCUAAAAUUAACAACCAAAAAAAUAGAAAUAUUUUCCUAAACUAAUUUUGUGGAGAUCUGUCGGAGCAGAAACAAAGAAGCGAUUAUCCUCUUUCCAUUCGUUCGGUUUCUGGUUCCUUCUGCAUAGCAUAGCAUAGCAUAGCACAGCACAGGUCAAGACGGGGAGUGGAAGCUGAUGAGAGAUCGUUUGAUGAAUAUAUAAUAAUUGGUUUGUUUGAUGGGCAACACAUGCCGUGGAUCUUUGAAAGGGAAAUAUAUUCAGGGCUUCAGCCAGCCCGAAGACCACUCCAAGCGCACCACCCUUUCUGAUCGUUCCGACUCCGAACACCCCUCCUCAGCCAGACAAAAUAUCAAUUCUGCAGAAAACAACAACAGCAACAGCACCGGCAUCAUCAACAACAACAACAAUCCACCCUUCAACUCCAAGAAAGAGUCCAUCAUGCGCCGCGGCCUAGACAACCAGGCAUAUUAUGUCUUGGGCCAUAAGACUCCCAACAUUCGUGAUCUAUACACUCUUGGCCGCAAAUUGGGACAGGGACAAUUUGGCACUACUUAUUUAUGCACCGAGAAUUCUACUUCCAAUGAAUAUGCCUGCAAAUCUAUCUCCAAAAGAAAGUUGAUUUCCAAGGAGGAUGUUGAGGAUGUCAGGAGGGAAAUUCAGAUAAUGCAUCAUUUAGCUGGUCACAAGAACAUUGUCACCAUUAAGGGUGCUUACGAGGAUCCUCUCUAUGUGCAUAUAGUCAUGGAGCUUUGUUCUGGGGGUGAGUUGUUUGAUCGCAUCAUCCAGAGGGGCCACUAUACCGAGAGGAAGGCUGCAGAGUUGACCAAAAUUAUUGUUGGGGUUGUUGAGGCUUGUCAUUCCCUUGGGGUCAUGCACAGAGAUCUCAAGCCAGAAAACUUUCUUUUGGUCAAUAAAGAUGAUGAUUUCUCUCUUAAAGCAAUUGACUUUGGCCUCUCCGUUUUCUUCAAACCCGGUCAAGUUUUCACUGAUGUAGUCGGCAGCCCAUACUAUGUUGCUCCUGAGGUUCUCCUCAAGCAUUAUGGGCCUGAAGCAGACGUGUGGACAGCCGGUGUCAUACUGUACAUAUUGCUUAGUGGUGUACCACCAUUUUGGGCAGAGACCCAACAGGGUAUAUUUGAUGCAGUAUUGAAGGGACAUAUAGAUUUUGACUCAGAUCCUUGGCCUCUAAUAUCUGACAGUGGAAAAGAUCUGAUCAGAAAGAUGCUGUGUUCUCAGCCUUCAGAACGGUUGACUGCUCAUCAAGUGUUAUGUCAUCCUUGGAUAUGUGAAAAUGGAGUUGCGCCUGACAGGGCAAUAGACCCUGCUGUUCUUUCUCGUCUUAAACAGUUUUCUGCAAUGAAUAAGCUGAAGAAGAUGGCAUUGCGGGUGAUUGCUGAAAGUCUAUCUGAAGAGGAGAUUGCUGGUUUGAGAGAAAUGUUUCAGGCUAUGGAUACCGAUAACAGUGGUGCAAUCACUUUUGAUGAACUCAAAGCUGGUCUAAGAAGAUAUGGUUCUACCCUUAAAGAUGUAGAAAUACGUGAUCUGAUGGAAGCGGCUGAUGUCGACAAAAGUGGAACCAUAGAUUAUGGGGAGUUUAUUGCUGCUACAGUUCAUCUCAACAAACUAGAACGUGAAGAACAUCUUAUUGCAGCAUUCCAAUAUUUUGACAAGGAUGGCAGUGGUUAUAUUACGGUUGAUGAACUUCAACAAGCUUGUGCAGAACAUAACAUGACUGAUGCUUUUCUUGAAGAUAUUAUUAGGGAAGUUGAUCAAGAUAAUGAUGGAAGGAUUGAUUAUGGUGAAUUUGCUGCAAUGAUGCAAAAAGGCAAUGCUGGAAUUGGUAGGAGGACUAUGCGCAAUAGUCUGAAUUUAAGCAUGAGGGACGCAUCAAGUGCUCAAUAGCUUCAAUUGUACUCAUCAUGUACAGGUUGUAUGCAGCGAAGCCAGAAAGAGAAAAACAACCGUAAAUCUUUACAAAAAUUUGUUGAUAUCCUGCUGGUGGGUCAAUCCAUGAAGAAGAAUCAGGAUUGUGGUUGCUCAACACGAGCAUCCAUCAAGUGUUACAUUUAUGUGCUGUAUGAGUGCAAAUUAUUUCUCUUUGUAAACCUCGGUGUUGGGUGUUGCAGCUCUUUCAAGUUGGUCUUCUAUUUUUCUGUGCUUUCAUGUAGGGGCAUUCUGUCUAUAGUUUAAGUAGAAGGAUUUUGAUUUGACCUUUCAGGUUCUUAAUUUCACGAAUGUAAAGUUUCACACGCGUGACAUGAUGUAUUCGGCAAACUAAGAAGCCUUUGUGGAUUAUGUCAGAGAACAUGCAUUAUGCUAAUGUUAAAGUGACAUUGGAAGUA
Vigna umbellata (rice bean) is the source of this 2426-nucleotide messenger RNA. Its product is annotated as calcium-dependent protein kinase 26. Gene Ontology annotation, biological process: protein phosphorylation. NCBI's taxonomy places the organism in Eukaryota, Viridiplantae, Streptophyta, Magnoliopsida, Fabales, Fabaceae. The record is from RefSeq and is a predicted model, not a curated record. Gene Ontology annotation, molecular function: calcium ion binding; ATP binding; protein kinase activity.